Molecule: messenger RNA, 3147 nt
Organism: Pungitius pungitius (ninespine stickleback)
Lineage: Eukaryota; Metazoa; Chordata; Actinopteri; Perciformes; Gasterosteidae
Gene: ptgfrnb
Product: prostaglandin F2 receptor inhibitor b
Exons: 15
Coding region: 299-2989 (896 amino acids)
Cellular component (GO): membrane
Source: RefSeq, a predicted model, not a curated record
AGCGUGUGUAAACCAUGUAAACACUCCCGUCGGGAUUUUUUUUUUCUGGAUCGGGAAAGCACUCGAGUGUCUGUGUGUGUGUGUGUGUGUGUGUGUGUGCGCGUGUGCGCGCGCGCGUUUUGCUCUGCGGCUCCGCCCGGCGUGCGGUGAGAGACUCGCUGCUCGAAUGUGAAGAGUUUUAUUGGAUUGACCGACAGCGGCGGGAGAGGACCGGGCUUUAACACCGCACAGGACAAAGAAAAACCCCGGGGGAAGGGGGGCCGUUAAGGAGAAAUACAAGAUAAAGACAGCCGUGAAAAUGGAUAUUUGUGCCGUGACGCUCGCCUUUGGGCUGUUAAUGUUCGGUGGGGGCUCGGCCCGGGUGGUGCAGGUGCCUCCCGGCCCGUUGAUCCGGGUGGAGGGUCAGCCGGUCUCCGUCCGAUGCGAUGUGACGGAGUACAGCGGACCUCGCGAGCAGGACUUUGAGUGGAUGACGGCCCGGGACGAGGGCGGCAAGAAGUUGGAGAUCAUCUCCUCCUUCGACCCCGGCUACUCCCACCCGUCGUUCAGCAAGCGCGUGGCGUCCGGCGACAUCUCGGUGGUGCGUCUCCAGGACAACGAGGUGGAGCUGAAGAUAGCCGAGGUGAAGGUGGCGGACGGCGGCUACUACUGGUGCCAAACGCCGAGCACCGACUCCGUCAUCAGUGGCAACUACGAGGCCCGGGUCCAGCUCACUGUCAUCCCCAACACCCUGCGGGUCUCCCCCUUGACCCCGCCCCCAGUGGUCUCGGAAGGAAGUGACCUCACGCUCUCCUGCAACGUCACCCGGGAGCUCAACCACCCCACCUACCUGUCCGUCACCUGGUCGGUGAAGAGGGGCGCCACGUCGGAGGACGUCCUGACGCUCGGCCCCCAGGGGGACGUGGUCACGGGGGCCAAGUACGCCCGGCGCUACGCCGACGGAGGCGUCCGAUUGGUUCCCGGCAGGAACGGGUUGUUUGAGUUGGUGAUCACCAAAGUGACGACCUCCGACGCAGGGGUCUACGAGUGCAACGGGACGGAGUGGACGCAUGAGGGCGGAGGGAAGUGGACGAAGAUCGUGGAGAGCACGAGAGAGAUGGGCACCGUGGCCGUUACUCCCACAGGUCAAUCCCUCAGUGUGACGGCGUCGUCCUCCUCGCCCCCGCUCCUCUCCCCCGGCGAGACGCUGACCCUGCUCUGCUCCGUCGCCGCCGACAACCUGCCCGCCCUCGCCCUGGAGGUGGCCUGGCUGGCCGACGGGCGCGACCUGGUCACCAUGGAUCGCAGCGGGGUGGUGAUCUACAACGCGUCCUCCUCUUCCUCCGGCGGGGGGGCGCAGGGAGGCAGGGCGCCGGCCAGCCUGGAGCGCACGGACGCCAGGGAGUACCGGCUGGCCGUGAGGGGGGUGAGCGGCGGGGACGGCGGGGCGUACGCCUGCCGCGUCCGGGCCUUCAUCGAGACGGGGGCGAGGAGCUCCGGAGGAGGAGGCAGGUGGCUCCUGGCGGCGGAGAAGACGUCCGGCGCCGUGGCGGUGAAGGUGGCGCAGACCAAGCCGAGCUUCGCGGUGACCCUGGAGGCCGCCCUCAACCCCCGGAUGACGGCUGACCCCACGGAGCUGGCGUGUCACGUGACCAACAUCACCCAUCUCCCCCUCGGAGGCCGACUGGGCGUCACCUGGGAGCACACCCCGCUACCUGGUGGCGGCAGCGACCCUCAGACCUCUCAGCCCAUUGGCUCCCUGGACGCCCGGGGCAACCUGUUGCCGUCGGCGACGUACUCGGACCGGCUGCGCAGCGGCGAGAUCACUCUGACCCGAGUGCAGCCCGACACGUUCAAGCUCCGCUUCCUCCGCACUCAGGAGGUCGACAUGGGGCAGUACGGGUGCAGCGUGUCGGCUUGGAGCGUGAACGCCCAGGGGGACGCGGCGAAGAGCGGCGAGCAGCAGAGCGCGCCGCUGGCCGUGCGAUGGGUCACCGCACGUCCCACUCUGAACGUCGUGGCCAAACGCGUCCGGGAGGCCUCGGUGGGCGGAGCCACCUUUGAGAUGAGCUGCGCCGUGGCCACCGGGAACCUCGGGGAGGCGGGCUACUCGGUGCUCGUCCAAUCGCAGGACAGCGUGGAGGGCAGCGUGAGGACCAUCAUGACCCUCAGCCCCGACAACGUGCUGCAGCACGGAGGAGCCACGGACCCCAACAGGAGAGACGGCCUGGUUCUGACCAAGUCCGGCCCGGCGGAGUUUCGGUUUCGCCUGGCCGGCGUGCAGCUGUCCGACAGGGGUUUCUACUGGUGUGACAUCACCGCGUGGACCAAGCAGCAGGCAGGACAAGCCUGGACCAAAGCCACCAGCGCCGAGUCCAACAAAGUCAAGAUCGACUUCCAGGAGAACGGCCCGACCUUCGCCGUCGCCCUCCAGUCGGACACCACCGUCGUGUACCCGUGGGAGACGGCCAAGAUGGAGUGCUCGCUCAGCGUCUCCGGCUCCUCGCCGAAGGCCGGCUCGCACGCAGACGACCUGGCCUACGAGGUGCGCUGGUUCUUCACGCGGCUGCGCGGCGGCGAGACGACCGCGCAGGUGGCCAGCAUCGACCGCUUCGGCGUCGUGAGGAAAGACGCCCGCAACUCGUCCAGCGACGUUUCGGUGGAGCGCCGGGACGCGCACGCCUACGCGCUCAACAUCCACGGCACCCAGGACAGUGACAGCGGCGAGUACCACUGCGUCGCCACUCCCUGGUACCUGUCGGCCUCCACGGGGGCCUGGACCCAAGCCGGCGAGCUGACGUCGCCUCGGGUCUUCCUCACGGUCCGCUUCGCCGUGUGGGAGUCCCUGAAGCUGCCUCUGCUGUACGGCGUUGCGGCAUCAAUAGGUGUGGGCCUCUUCUCCCUGGUCCUGGGCCUGGUCUGCGCCCAGUGCUGCUGCCGCAACGGCGCCCACACGCCGCACACGCUCACACGCUCGCACAACAAGCUGAUGGACCUGGAGAUGGACUGACAAACACUCUCCCCGCCGCCCCCCCCCCUGCGGCGCCCACAGGAAGCCCCCGGCACACAGCCGCCACGCGCCCACGGACCGUUUCUGGGACAGCCAGCUGUUUCCGUGCGACGGGCGCUGGGAGUGAAUUCGGGGUUUCCUCGGCUCUGCAGAGGAGG